Messenger RNA from Culicoides brevitarsis, 1279 nucleotides. RefSeq names its product two pore potassium channel protein sup-9 (gene Task7). Gene Ontology annotation, cellular component: plasma membrane. Bases 139 to 1227 code for a protein of 362 amino acids. The record is from RefSeq and is a predicted model, not a curated record. Gene Ontology annotation, biological process: potassium ion transmembrane transport; stabilization of membrane potential. Gene Ontology annotation, molecular function: outward rectifier potassium channel activity; potassium ion leak channel activity. The transcript is spliced from 4 exons. Lineage: Eukaryota; Metazoa; Arthropoda; Insecta; Diptera; Ceratopogonidae.
UACAGACGUCAUAAUAAAAUCAUCUGCGAAAGAAAAAACUUUUAAAAUUUUCAUCUCUGACGCAAAAAAAUCAAAAUUCUUCGGAAAUGAAGUUCGCACGUUAUUAGUUGAUUGUCGUCUAUCCUUAAUUGUGAGUGCAUGAAUCAGAUGCCAUACGAGCAGCGAGAGGAAUCUCUAUUUGGAUUGCUAUUUUCUUGUAAAAUGAAACGACAAAACGUUAGAACAUUAUCUUUAGUUGUUUGUACAUUCACGUACUUACUCAUUGGAGCGUCUGUAUUUGAUGUGUUGGAAAGUGACACGGAAAAGAAGCGAUGGGAUUAUUUGAAAGCGAUGAAACAAAGUUUCAUGACAAAAUACAACAUGACAGACGACGACUAUCGCAUGUUGGAAAUUGUGGUUAUCGAAAACAAGCCAAACAAAGCAGGACCACAGUGGAAGUUUGCGGGCGCAUUUUACUUUGCUACUGUUGUACUUGCGAUGAUCGGUUAUGGCCAUUCGACACCCGUUACGCGUCAAGGAAAGGCAUUUUGCAUGGGAUAUGCGAUGGUUGGCAUCCCCUUGGGUCUCGUUAUGUUCCAAAGUAUCGGCGAACGUUUGAACAAAUUCGCAUCUGUGCUGAUUCGGAGACUCAAGAAAUACCUAAACUGCAAAUAUACGGAAGCAACGGAGAUGAAUUUGAUGUUUGCAACGGGAAUGUUGUCGACAGGCAUAAUAACAACGGGCGCUUAUGUCUUUUCAAAGUACGAAGGAUGGAGUUACUUCGACAGUUUCUAUUAUUGCUUCGUCACUCUCACAACAAUUGGAUUCGGGGAUUAUGUCGCGUUGCAAAAUGAUCAUGCUUUGAUCAACAAACCCGGAUAUGUCGCUCUGAGUCUCGUUUUCAUCCUUUUUGGCUUGGCAGUUGUUGCUGCAAGCAUCAAUUUGCUCGUUUUGCGUUUCAUGACAAUGAAUGCCGAGGAUAUUCGUCGCGAAGAAGCUGAACGAGCGUUACAGAAUCCGCCGCAGAAUCAAGUUGUGACAUAUGACGCCGAAACAGCACACAACAAGAUGCCCCGAAGCGGAAGCAAGUCAAAUUAUUGUUCGGAAACGGAUGAACAAACGUCAGUUUGCUCGUGUACAUGCUUGGGAGCGAACAGUUGUGCCAAUCACGAGUUGUUUUUAGACUCGGAAUACCAUCCAACGGACAUCAUUUCCAUUAAUUCGAGUAUUAAACGUGCUUCAGUUUAGACUUUGUACUUGUAGAAAUUUUGAAAUCUCUAAAAAAAAUUUAAUAAAUUUC